UACAUGUCCAUUGGAACACUACGUGAUCAAGUAAUCUAUCCAGACUCAGUGGAUGACAUGCACGAGAAAGGCUACCAAGAUCAAGAUCUGGAGUGUAUCCUGCAUAUGGUUCAUCUGUACCACAUAGUUCAAAGAGAAGGAGGCUGGGAUGCCAUCAUGGAUUGGAAAGAUGUCCUAUCAGGAGGAGAAAAACAAAGGAUGGGCAUGGCUCGGAUGUUUUACCAUAAGCCAAAAUACGCAUUGCUGGAUGAAUGCACGAGUGCUGUAAGCAUUGAUGUUGAAGGAAAGAUAUUCCAAGCUGCAAAAGCUGCUGGGAUAUCCCUGCUUUCUAUAACACACAGACCUUCUCUUUGGAAGUACCACACUCACUUGCUGCAGUUUGACGGACAGGGCGGCUGGCGUUUCGAGCAGUUGGACACCGCUAUCCGUUUAUCACUGAGUGAGGAAAAACAGAGACUGGAAUCCCAGCUUGCAGGAAUUCCUAAAAUGCAGCAGAGACUGAAUGAACUGUGUAAAAUCUUGGGAGAAGACUCAGUGCUUAAAACAAUUGAUGAAGAAGAAUAAAUAAUUUAUGUUUU
Messenger RNA from Balearica regulorum gibbericeps (East African grey crowned-crane), 578 nucleotides. The record is from RefSeq and is a predicted model, not a curated record. NCBI's taxonomy places the organism in Eukaryota, Metazoa, Chordata, Aves, Gruiformes, Gruidae.